Yarrowia lipolytica CLIB122 is the source of this 783-nucleotide messenger RNA. RefSeq lists its product as uncharacterized. The record is from RefSeq and is a predicted model, not a curated record. NCBI's taxonomy places the organism in Eukaryota, Fungi, Ascomycota, Dipodascomycetes, Dipodascales. Gene Ontology annotation, molecular function: acetate transmembrane transporter activity. Gene Ontology annotation, cellular component: plasma membrane.
AUGUCCCAGCCAAUCGAUCUGGAACGAGGAGAGUCCCACUCGUCUCUAAACGACAUGGAGAAGGUCGCCCAGGUUCACACCUCGGGAGAUAACAACGAAUACAUUCAUAUUGCUGGUAACCGUUACCACAAGGAGGACUUCAUGCGAGCCUUCGGUGGUACUCUUAAUCCCGGUUCCGCUCCCAUGCCCUCUCGAAAGUUUGGUAAUGCUGCCCCCAUUGGUCUUUUUUCCUUCUCCAUUACCAUUUUCAUUCUUGGCAUGUGUCUUGUCAACGCUCGAGGAGUUCAUGCUCCUAACGUCAUGGUUGGAUGUGCCAUCUUUGGUGGAGGUCUCGUUGAGUUCACUGCUGGAAUCUGGGAAAUUGUCGCAGAGAACACCUUUGCUGCUACCGUCUUCAUGUGUUUUGCCUGCUUUUGGUGGUCCUGGGCCGUUCUUAACCUGCCCAUUGGAAUCGAGAAAUACUACGCUACCGAAGAAGAGUUCAUGCAGGCUGUGGGAAUCUUCCUCAUGGGCUGGUUCAUCUUUGCUAUUCUCAUGACUCUGUGCACAUUAAAAUCAACGGUGGCUUUCUUCAUUCUCUUUGUGUCUCUUGAUCUGGCUGUCAUCUUCCUCGCUGCCGGCUACUUCAACAACAACCCCAAGCUCCUCCAAGCCGGGGGUGGAUUCUGUAUCUCCACUGGUCUUCUUGGUUGCUGGAACGGUUUCUCAGGUGUUGCUACUCCUCAGUCCACUUACAAGUGGCUUAUCCCCAAGGCUAUUAUGAUGCCCGGUGCCCAUGCCUAA